This is a messenger RNA of Gryllus bimaculatus (two-spotted cricket), 5597 nucleotides long. The record is from the annotation of a GenBank genome assembly. NCBI's taxonomy places the organism in Eukaryota, Metazoa, Arthropoda, Insecta, Orthoptera, Gryllidae.
AGUAUCUAGACGCAACGUAUGCCGCGCUAUCUACAGGCUCUCUCUGCAAACAUGGAUGUCUUGCCAUGCUUUUCCACAACAACGAAACGCACGGUAGCGUUGUAAAAUGGCGAACUUGUUUCGCUCUGUGAAUGUAUCUCAUACCGUGGAAAAUGGUGACAUUGUACCGAAGUUUGAAAUUCCGGUAACAAUAGCUUUAGAAUAUGAUCCACAUGGAAUAUGUGUUCGAUUUCGGAAAGAUUCUAAAUCAUGUGUUAUUCUCCUUGUUUUAGAUUCUGGGACAACAGAAGAUCUCACGGAGAUUCCUGUGGUUAGAAACACGGAAUGUGCUCGCAUAGGCUCUCUAACGUAUGUGAUAACUCUGGACACAGAGAGUAUUAUAUUUAAAUUUCGAGAUGCAGCAGAGGCGAGGAGAUUUCAUGAGAAUAUUAAUAAGGUCAAAUCAGGGAAAGGAACGUCAGUAUUUACAGAACGCACAGACGAUUCAUCAGCCAUUCAGUAUUUUCAGUUUUACGGGUAUUUAUCACAACAACAAAACAUGAUGCAAGAUUAUAUUCGUACUAGCACAUAUCAGCGUGCAAUUCUUGCUAACCUUGACGACUUCAAAGAUAAAGUGGUACUCGAUGUUGGUGCUGGAUCAGGAAUUCUUUCUUUUUUUGCAAUCCAAGCUGGGGCAAGACGUGUUUAUGCAGUAGAGGCUAGUACAAUGGCCCAACAUGCAGAGAGUUUGGUAAACGCUAACAAUUUGAAAGGAAAAAUUGUGGUGAUUGCUGGAAAAAUUGAAGAAAUAACAUUACCUGAGAAAGUUGAUGUAAUAAUUUCUGAACCUAUGGGGUAUAUGCUGUAUAAUGAACGCAUGUUAGAAACAUAUCUACAUGCUAAGAAAUGGCUGAAAGAUGAAGUGUUGGGCACAACAGGUGUGAUGUUCCCAAGCCGGGGUGAUUUGCAUAUAGCACCGUUUACUGAUGACAACCUCUAUAUGGAGCAGUAUCAACAAUGUUUUCAUGGAGUAGACCUGAGUAGUCUCAGGCAUGCAGCUAUGAAAGAAUACUUCAGACAGCCGAUUGUGGAUACAUUUGAUAUGCGAGUAUGUAUGGCAAAAUCGGUGCGACAUGUUGUGGAUUUCCAAGCAGCAAAAGAAACAGACCUUCACCGAAUUGAAAUACCUCUUCAGUUUCAUCUACUGGAAUCUGGCACUGUUCAUGGUCUUGCAUUUUGGUUUGAUGUAGCUUUUAUAGGAAAAAACUCAACAGUGUGGUUGUCAACUGCACCAUCCGAGCCUCUUACACAUUGGUAUCAAGUUAGAUGCUUACUAGAGACUCCAAUUUUUGUGAAGGCUGGCCAACUUUUAACAGGCAGAGUUUUGCUAGUUGCGAAUCAAAGGCAGAGCUAUGAUGUGACAAUAGAAUUGUGUGUAGAGGGGACAGGCACACGAUCGUCAAACACGUUAGAUCUGAAGAAUCCAUACUUCAGGUACACAGGACAAGCUGCACAACCUCCUCCUGGAGUAAACCAUUCUUCACCAAGUGAAGCGUACUGGAGCCAAUUAGAUGCUCAAGGUGCUCGCCAGGCUGUGAAUAUGGUCAAUGGUAUUUCUGUGAAUGGCCUAGGCGAGGUGGCCCUUGAUGCCACUCAGUCUGCAACCAACCUCAUGGGACUGGGUAAGCAACUCAGCCAUAAUCUGAUCCUAGGAAGCCAACCAAAUAUCCAUCCAGGUUCCAUCACAAGUACUGGUCGACAGAGAAUUGGAUCUGGAACAGCUACAUCUACACAAGCUGCCCAGUUGAUUGGUGGUGGAAUUUCUCCCACGUUAUUUACAUCCCCUCAAACCCAUCAAUUAGUGCUGGGAAAUACAUCUCAUUAUCCUGUCAACAACAGCCUAAUGAUUGGCGAUUACGUCACACCGGGGAGCACAGUGCUCUCCGCCCAGAGUUAUCGCCAGUGAGCUUAAUUUCCAAGAAUGUACACUAAAUUUCAUAAACAGCCAUGCACACUGAACUACCUCUGGGCAGCCAUUGACAGACAAGUGUGGUUCUUGUGGGUGCCGUCACUUGUUGUCACUGUGAAUAAUCGUUCUGUGAGGUUGAAAAGACUGACUAGCCUACCUAGAUUUAUUGUCUCCUGUAUUGUUCGAACUCUGUAAAGACAGUUUUUGGAUGCUCCCUUGCCAGUGCAGUUCAUUCAUCCAUGUCCAUUUAAGAAUGAAGUAUUUCAAAGAGGAGAAGAACCAGAAUACUAAUCAUAUUGCUGGCAUUUGUGAACUGUAAAAGAUACUCAACUUCUGCCCUAUGUUUAAGCCAGCUAAGUAUAUGUGUUUGCUUACGAGCAAUUAUCCAAGGAGUUGCAGAUUUCAUAGAUGCACGAGUUAGUCUGAAAAUUUGGGAAGACAGUCAACAAAACAUGUCUUGUUAAUUCUGCACUAGUGUUUGUGAUAGCACUUUCAAGAGAAUGAACCAGGAUAAAUUUUCAGUUGGGUCAGGUGGCUGUGCUUUUAUUCAGAACAUAAACAUGUAUUAUUGCCAAAUUUUGCUUGUGAAACUGAAAAUAAUAGCAAAAUGUCUGGAUAUUAGUUAGAUGCUGAAGUAUUUACUGAUCAUUGUGAUGCACUUUGUGUGUAUUGAAGUUAAAAGCUCUUUGGAGGCUGAGAAGUAGACAUUAAGGGUCGUCCAUAAAUUAUGUAAUGCUCAAAAGGAGGGGGUGGGGGUUUUAGGCUGUCUUACGUGGCGUUACCUAGGAGUAGGGAGAUAUUACUUUAUUGUUACAUACAUUGAUCCCCACCCAACAUUUGCUGAAAUAAUUAUUUUUUGUCCUUUUCUAAAACAUUAAAAUAUUAAUCAUUUUAUUUGUUUUAAAAACAAAUGAAAUGAAGUUGUUAGAUGUAAAUUGUUACAAUAAAUCGGAAUAUGUUUUCAUUGAUUUUUUUAUUGUAUCUGUAAGAUUACAAAGAAAAUAAUAAAAACUGUUACCAAUUUAAAUUGGCGCAGUAUAGUUGCCCAUGCAUCAUCCGGGAUAGUGUGUACAAGGCUUGUGAUACUUUUGUUUUUCAUUUAUGCGUCCUUCCUUCACUCACUUCUUGCCUCUAGUUUUAUUGUUAGGUGCAGUCAGUAUCACCUAAUUCUGAUUUUAAUUAUCGUAAAUUGUAAUGCACAACACAAAGUAAAUACAAAUUAUUGUUUUUACUGUGCUAUAAUUGAUUUUCACUUGAAUUACAAGGGGGUUGCAAGUAUUACGUAAUUAUAAUGGGGGGUUCAAGCGCGACAUUACAGGUGAGUUACAUGGAGGAGAGGUGGUAUUGAAAAUACUCCAAAUUUGAGUUAUGUAAUUUGUGGACGGCCCCUUGGUACAUUUUCUUCCAAAUUAAUUAUUUUGCUUGACUAUGUCUGUUGCUUCAAUUAUAAAAAACAAUACUUUGUGUAUUUCUGAGGUUCUCUUUUAUUGAACAGGUCUAGUUUCUGUAACAGGUGUAUUAUAAUUUUUUAUUUAUUAUAUGGAUGUUUUCUCUAACUGUUACUCAAUUUCUCUAACUUCUCAACAAUUAUACAUAUAUAUCAAGUAGUGGGAGAUCAAUCCAAGAAGUUGUCUGAAAUAUUCUAAACUAAUAAUUCUGUGAUGAUAGUCAUUACAUCUGUCUGUCAUAUUACAAAACACUUUUUUUCUGGCCUCCAAUAAGCUAGUGAUUUAUUUCUUUGUUAAGAAUAUUAAUAGGUCACAAAAAUAAUGGCUCAAUUGUUUCCUUGUUACUACUUAUGUUGUCUGGAGAAUAAACUGAAUACAUUUAAACUAAACAGAUAUAAAUUGCUACCGCUCCAGUGAUAUAAACUGUUGUUUGCAAAAGAGGAAAGUCAAAUGUAAACAGUAAAUCUCUUGUAAUUCAGAGUUGACGUUACAGGAAAGUUCCAUUUCAAAACGUCUGAUUUCCAUUUCUAAAUAUUUCAAUGCUUCCAAGUGCAGAAUCAUUGUAUUCUCACAAUUGUCAGUAAAAUUAUGAAAAUAAGAGAACAAAACUGCAGUUAAAUAUUGUAUGUUUGGGUCCAGCUUGUGUGCAAAUGUCAAAUUUGAUGGACAAGCUUUGUUGGCUGCCUGUGUGAUGGAUCGUUACACCUAAGAUAUUUCAGAUGGUAAGAAUUUUAUACUUCUGUAUAUUCCAUGUUAUGUUUGCGUUGUUCUGGCUGUGGCAAAUGCACCCUUUUUCCUGAUUGCUUGGGUGCUGUUCUCAGAUUUUCAGACUAUCAUACAGGAUAUGUUUGUUCAUUUGCAUUCCAAAUCCAGUUUGUUUGUUUUGUUUUGUUUUUUACCAUUCUGAUGAAAUGUGUGAGCGUGUACUUUUUUUAAACAUUUCAUAGGAUAUAGUAAUGUCUAGCAAAUUUUUAAACUAUUUUAGUGUUGUAUAUUUGUAGAUUGAUAUGUAGGCAGCAGAGUCACAUCCAUGGUCACAAAAAGUGAGAAUGGGUUGUGAUAAUUAAUUUGUAAGAGGAAACAAUUGAAAAAAUUUCUGUAGCACGCGUUAGAAAAUAUGUGUAGCAAUAUCAUUUGAAAGUAUGUGCAACAAUUUAUAGAAUAUUCUGCUGUGCAGAUGUUCAAUGUUUAGUUCCUCUCAGAAUGUCAUUGGGAAAAUUUCUGUGACAUAAUUCUGAUUCUGGGCACCUGAUGGUGACCUCUCAUUGGAUUUUUGCAUCUUGUGAUGCUAAUUCCAAAUGCUCAACGCUAGUUUAUUAUCAUGCAUCCUUAUGAAUAAGAAUUCAGCUUAGUUUACAAUAUUGGACGUUGUGUCUGUGGGCAAUAUUGCCAUUUUUCUUUGCUCCUCAGUUUCCAUGCCUCUGAGUUUUUAUUUAUAUUUCAACAUGUAGAUACUUUAUGGAAUUAAAUUCUUGCUUCUUGUGUGCUUGCAGCAAAAUUUGUUAUGACCUAUUUUUAAUGUGUGUAUAAUGGUAUUCAGAAUUGAGAAAUGUUAAAUCAUGAAUAUGUGUAAUUUCAGAAGCAUAUCCUCUAAUUGUUUUAAAGAGCACUUUUUGUGUGUUGCAAAGUUCAGGGUGUCUAACAAACAACUGUGCUAGAAGUAAGUCUUGUAUGUGGUCAUAUAAUUCACAUAAUACAUACACAAUACACUGUGUAAAGUUUUAGAAAUAUAUCGCACAAAAGAAAUAUCUGUAAUGUGUUCGUGUCAAUUUAACUAGCUACCUUAAGGGUAACCAUACUUCUUAGAACUCAGACCUUCCAGUUGAGAACACCUAAUGGUGGAUCUAUAUUAAUGUUCGCAUUGAUUUAAUUUUACAUAAAGUGAAGCCUAAAGUUAUGUCAGGGAUAUCCUGCACAAUCUUGUAAAUGAAAUUUAUUACUUGUACUAUUCUUUCCUCAGAAGAUUUUUAAUUUCUUUCUCUCAUGUCUCUGUUCCUCUCUUUUUUUCUUUCUUUUAAAUCAGGAAUUUGCCUUUGUGCCAGGAUUUAAGUGAUUUACCCUAAAGGCAUAUUUUUUUAUUGACAGACUUUUCUUGUUUCUGAAAUUUUUGUAAUUGUUGUUUCUUCCCAAUUUUUCUUUUCCUUUUUAUUGUGCAAAUUUUUUUAACAAAAUUCCAUAUUCUUAUUUUUUAAUAUUAUAGU